GUCGGAGGUUUCGUUUUUUUUUUAUAAAAAACAAAUGAGCAGGAGACAUGGAGCAAAUCUGUCGUGUUUGCCUGGGAAGAUCCGAGGGGUUGAUUAACAUCUUUGAUGCCAGGCGAAAGACCAGAGUUUCAAUCGCCGAGAUGAUCGAGCAAUGUACUGGCUUUAACGUAAGGCGAGGUGAUCGUUUUCCGGAAACCAUUUGCCCGGCUUGUUCGGAGGAUGCCAAGAAGGCAUUUUCUUUAAGACAGACCUGCGAGAGGAGUCACCAGUUCUACUGCCAAGUCCGGGAUGAAGGUAUUGAGGAGGCUCUAUGCACUUUGUUAGAAGAAGAGGAUUGGGAGUUUUCGGAAGAUGAAGACAAGUGGAAUGCACCUGUCACCGAUGAUGAUGAUAUUGAAGGUGAUGACAAUAAGGAGGUCGACACGUUGGCUACAUUUGAAUGUCGAGACUGUUCGAAGAGGUACAAGUCAAAGGGCGCCUGGUUGAGGCACAUGAGAACCCACUUGAAUGGAGAAUCCUUUCCUUGCCAGUUCUGUUCAAAGAACUUUAGAUUUAAGGCUACUCUUAAGGCGCACAUAAGAAGCCAUAACGCAGAAAAGCCCUAUGAGUGUUCCCACUGCUCGAAGUCUUUUGCUCAGCAGUCCACUCUGCAAUCGCACGAAAGGACGCACACUGGCGAACGUCCCUUCAAGUGCUCCCAGUGCGCCAAGACCUUCAUUAAAUCAUCUGAUCUUAAGCGACAUAUUCGCACACAUGGAGGGCAACGACCGUACAAGUGCACCAAGUGCUCGAAAACCUUCACGAGAAAAUUUCAUCUGGAAAACCAUCUUCGUUCCCACACGGGUGAACGACCCUUUCAGUGUUCCCAGUGUUCAAAGACCUUUGCUUUAAAGCAGCAUCUCAAAGAACACGUUCGCAUUCAUUCGGGGGAACGUCCUUUUCAGUGUUCUCAGUGUUCCAAGUCCUUUGGAACCAGGACCACCCUACGAGAACACAAGCUGGUGCACAGUGAGGAGAGGUCCUUUAAGUGCCCCCACUGUUCUAGUUCCUUUAAGCAAAGAAGAACUCUUGGAAGACAUAUCCUCCAGCGUCAUGAAUAAGAAUCAGUUUAAACCGAAGAUGAUAAAUUUUUGUAGAUCAACUUAAUUUUAGUUUUUAAAAUACACAGUUUUGUAUUCGUAAGUAAUAAUAGGA
Drosophila rhopaloa is the source of this 1194-nucleotide messenger RNA. Its product is annotated as gastrula zinc finger protein XlCGF8.2DB-like. NCBI's taxonomy places the organism in Eukaryota, Metazoa, Arthropoda, Insecta, Diptera, Drosophilidae. Gene Ontology annotation, molecular function: zinc ion binding. Gene Ontology annotation, cellular component: nucleus. The record is from RefSeq and is a predicted model, not a curated record. The coding region runs from base 48 to 1100 and encodes 350 amino acids. The transcript has 2 exons.